UGCGUUCUCUUUGCAGUUUGCUGCUUCGUUGUGCACAAGCGGUGCCAUGAGUUUGUUACUUUCUCCUGCCCUGGUGCUGAUAAAGGCCCUGCCUCUGAUGACCCGAGGAGCAAGCACAAAUUUAAAAUCCACACGUACUCCAGCCCCACCUUCUGCGACCACUGCGGCUCGUUACUGUACGGACUCAUUCACCAAGGGAUGAAAUGCGACUCCUGCACGAUGAACGUGCACAAGCGCUGCGUGAUGAACGUGCCCAGCCUGUGCGGGACAGACCACACCGAGCGCAGGGGCCGGAUAUACAUCAAGGCCGACAUCGAGAAGGACGUCCUCACUGUCCUAGUAAAAGAGGCUAAAAACCUAGUUCCUAUGGACCCUAAUGGCUUAUCAGACCCCUAUGUGAAACUUAAACUAAUCCCUGACCCCAAAAGCGAAAGCAAACAGAAGACCAAAACCAUCAAGUGCUCCCUGAAUCCUGAGUGGAACGAGACCUUUAAAUUUCAGCUGAAAGAAUCGGACAAAGACAGGCGGUUGUCCGUGGAGAUUUGGGACUGGGAUCUGACCAGCAGAAAUGACUUCAUGGGCUCGCUGUCCUUCGGGAUUUCUGAACUGCAGAAAGCAGGCGUGGACGAAUGGUUUAAGCUGCUGAGCCAGGAGGAAGGGGAGUACUUCAAUGUCCCGGUUCCUCCGGAGGGAGAAGAAGGAAAUGAGGAGCUCAGGCAGAAAUUUGAGAGAGCCAAGAUCGGCCCAGGGUCUAAAGCGGCGGACGAGAAGGCGCAGAACGCUAUUUCCAAAUUUGACAACAAUGGAAGCAGAGAUCGGAUGAAGCUGUCGGAUUUUAAUUUCCUGAUGGUGCUGGGCAAAGGAAGCUUUGGCAAGGUCAUGCUCGCGGAGAGGAAGGGCACAGACGAGCUCUAUGCCGUUAAGAUCCUGAAGAAGGACGUCAUUAUACAGGACGAUGACGUGGAGUGCACCAUGGUGGAGAAGCGCGUGCUAGCGCUGUCCGGGAAGCCUCCCUUCCUAACGCAGCUCCAUUCCUGCUUUCAAACGAUGGAUCGCUUAUAUUUUGUGAUGGAGUACGUGAACGGCGGCGACUUGAUGUACCAGAUUCAGCAAGUCGGGAGGUUUAAAGAGCCGCAUGCUGUAUUCUAUGCAGCUGAAAUUGCCAUUGGCCUCUUCUUCCUGCAAAGCAAAGGCAUCAUUUAUCGAGACCUAAAGCUCGACAACGUGAUGCUGGAUAGUGAAGGGCACAUAAAGAUCGCCGACUUCGGCAUGUGCAAGGAGAACAUCUGGGACGGGGUGACCACCAAGACGUUUUGUGGCACGCCUGACUACAUCGCCCCUGAGAUAAUUGCUUAUCAGCCCUAUGGAAAGUCGGUGGACUGGUGGGCAUUUGGCGUUCUGCUCUACGAGAUGCUAGCCGGCCAGGCUCCUUUUGAAGGCGAAGACGAGGACGAGCUCUUCCAGUCCAUCAUGGAGCACAACGUAGCCUAUCCCAAAUCCAUGUCCAAAGAGGCCGUGGCGAUUUGCAAAGGGCUGAUGACCAAGCACCCUGCCAAGCGCCUGGGAUGCGGCCCUGAGGGGGAGCGGGACAUCAAGGAGCACGCCUUCUUUCGGUACAUCGACUGGGAGAAACUCGAGCGCAAGGAGGUCCAGCCUCCGUUCAAGCCCAAGGCUAAGGACAAGCGAGACGCUUCCAACUUCGACAAAGAGUUCACCAGGCAGCCUGUUGAACUCACCCCUACGGACAAACUCUUCAUCAUGAACUUGGACCAGAACGAGUUUGCUGGAUUCUCCUAUACUAACCCAGAGUUUGUCAUUAAUGUUUAGCCGCGCUGCAGACUUCCCGCUCCGGCUCUGCAGGCCAAACCGUCCGAUCACCUUGUCCAUACGACACCAGUCUUCCGGGGUUAACAGUGCAUCCAUGCAUAUCCUCAUCCAAACCGUGGAGAUAGCUUGUUUUAGGAGGCCUUUCUAUGUACGUGUCACUUGCUAGCUUGGUUUCUACAUCUGGAAAUGUUUCGUUUUUGAGUGAACAAGCAGUAAUACCUGUAGAAACUGCGAUCCAUAGUUACUGCUUUUUAAACCGGUCAGAAUAUUGUCUCAAAUACCAAAUUGCUACAGUCUUUGUAAUUUUUGAAAUGGGAUGCUGAAAUGCUGGUCAACUUCUCGUUAUUCACAAUUUGUUUCCUUUGAAUGCUAAGCAUGGUUGGUAUUUUAAACCGUUGUGCUGAAGCUUGCCAUGACUGUGAACUUGUCCUAGAAGAGCCUUUUGUGCAAGAAUUGAAAUGGUUAAACCUGAUCAAUGUGGAGAAAUCUGCUUAUAGACAUGUUUACAUUUUUAACUGCGUUGUAUCUCCAGUAAAACUGGCUCGAUGAAGCGGUC
This is a messenger RNA of Gavialis gangeticus (Gharial), 2383 nucleotides long. It is a transcript of the gene PRKCB, whose product is annotated as protein kinase C beta. The record is from RefSeq and is a predicted model, not a curated record. Gene Ontology annotation, molecular function: diacylglycerol-dependent serine/threonine kinase activity; ATP binding; zinc ion binding. The transcript is spliced from 15 exons. The annotation marks the transcript as partial. Gene Ontology annotation, biological process: protein phosphorylation. Lineage: Eukaryota; Metazoa; Chordata; Crocodylia; Gavialidae.